UAUCAGACACUUUUCAAAAAUCCGCUAGCAGAGCCAGAGAGGAUGAUACACAGACGAGGACACAAAGGCAAAGCAGCAGGCUGACCUCUCUAACUACCUCCUUUCUGCUGCUUUUUGACACUAAAACUAGGAAACUUUUUAACAAGCUGACUAUCAUGACAAGGCGGUAAACCUGCGAGGGAAAUCUAUGCGAAGAGAAAUGUUAAGCUGUUAAAGUUUAUUUUAGCGUUUUAAACCUGUUUUACCCGAGUGGUAUCGGCUUUAAAGGUGCCACAUUCCGUCCAAGUUCGGAGACUUUGGGCAGGCUGCUGUCCUGUGGGAUGGAUGACGUCCAAGAGCAGGACCACUACGAGGAGCGCCUGAAAGAAGUUUUUAACAGUUUCGAUGCCAGCGGCUCUGGCUCUCUGGGCCCCGAGGAGCUUUCUGACCUCUGUCAGUCCCUUCACCUUGACGAUGCCACGCCAGCACUUAUGCACACUCUCCUGCAGGACCAGGACCACCUCACAGCCAGGGUUGACUUUGACCAGUUCAAGAACGCACUGAUUCAGGUUUUAUCAUCAAGCACUGAGCCACCACCAGUAGAAACGGAGACCAUUUCAAAACCAGAAUCUCCAGAAAUCCAACCAAAGUUUGUCAAAGGCAGCAAACGCUAUGGCCGCCGUACCACACCGGAGUUCAUCGAGCCGUUCCCUGGCACACCUGACAUAAGGACCGCACGCGUAGUGAAGGAGGAAGACCUGGAGGACGGAGACGACUCCGCCGUUCCAAGAAAGCGUGAGCGCUGGAUCGCUUAUGAAAAGAGCACAGAGGAGUAUGAGGCAGAAGGUCAGCUGCAUCUCUGGAACCCUGACGAGCCGAGCACACCCCGAGGAGCCGGCGUCCCUCUGUCGAACUGCUUAGAGGAGAGACUGCGUGAAGCGUGUGAUGAGUUGGAGAUACCUUGGGAUGGAUGUGCUGACCACAACGAACUGUUAAAUCUGUGUGAACACCUGAGUCUGGAGAUACACAUGGACGUGCUUCAGAACCUGACCGGAGAUGGAGUCAUGAACGUCCAGGAGUUUGUUUCCAGGGUUGUAAACCAAAACAAACCACCAACGCCAUCCUCAGCUUCCACGCCAUACAGACAGCUCAAACGACACCACUCCACUCAGCCAUUUGAUGAGGGAGGUCGUAGGAUAGCGACUCCCUCCGCCCUCAGCAGCACCAUCGGCAUGCGCCUGUUCUCCACCCUCGACGACGGCUCCGGUUUCACUCCUGUGGAGUACAUCCUGGACGCCUGGAUGGAGGAGGGAAUAGAGAACAGCACUGAAAUUCUGCAGGCUCUGAAUUUCAGCCUAGACGGAAAGCUGAGUCUGAGCGACCUCACCAUGGCGCUAGAGAAUGAGCUGCUCAUCACAAAGAACGGGAUUCACCAAGCAGCGCUGGCGAGCUUCAAAGCCGAGAUCAGACAUCUGCUAGAGCGAGUCGACAGGGAACUCAGGGAAAAGGAGAAAAUCCGAUCUGACCUGGAAAAAGCCGAGAAACAAAAAUCUCAGCUGGCCACUGAGGUGGACGAGCAUCACUCUGCUAUCGAGCAAAUGAACAACCUAAAUCUCAGGAAGCUUGAACAGGAGCACAAAGAGAAGCUCACCUCCGUCCGGUCGGAGUUAAUGAAGGAGAUGGACCUGAUCCAGCAGCAGGCCAGCCUGCAGCGUGAGGAGCUGGAGGCAGAAAUGGAGAAGAUCAAGGAGGAUGAGUCUUUUCUCAGGGAUCAUCUCUCCAUCUCUGUCAAGGAGAACAGACGUCUGGAAAUGGAGCUGCUGGACAGCACAGAGAAACUGGAGGAGGCUCAAAGCCAAAUCACCAAACUCCAGACUAAUUUAGACAACAUUAUCAAAGAGAAGUUUGGAGACUUGGACCCUGGCAGUGCAGACCUUUUCCUGCAAGAAGAACGCAUUAAACAGCUACGCAGCAGCUAUGAAGCUCAGUGCAGGGAGCUGCAGGAUCGAAUCGAUGAGCUUCAGUCAGAGCUGCAGGAGUUUCACGGGCUCGGACGAGUUCUUCAGCCGUGCCACAAAACUCUCUCUGAGGAGCUGGAGAGCAAGAGCCCCGGCAUGGAGUCUGAUCCAGGUAUCGGCUCUGAUGAAGUCCAGCCGUUCAGCAUGAGUCUGGAGGCAGAGAUGAUGCUGGAGCAGCUGAAGGAGCAGCACCUUCAGGAGAUGGAGGAUUUAAGAAACCAGCUGGAGAGCAAGAUCAAUGAAUUCGAUAAGAUGGUGGAGAAGCAGAGGACCACCCAUGAGGACCAGAAGGCCACCUUAGUGCUCCAGCACCAGCAGGAGCUCCAGGCUCUGAGGGAGGAGAUGCUCAGGGUUCAGAUUGAGGCGCAGGAGCUGCAGAGCCGUCUGGAGCAGGUCGAUCAGGAGCGGACGUCUCUAGAGCAGACCCUGGACAAGGAGAGGGCAGAGCUUGAGGAGUUGGAAACCCUCAGACAAAAACUGCAGGAGGCCCAAACCUGUAGCACGGACCUGGAGGAGAAGCUGAAGACACUUGAAGCUCAGCAGACUGAGAGCGAUGAAAAAUUCCUCAUAGAGAUGGAGGAGCUGAAGAAACGGCAUGCCGAUGAGAUUAGGAAACUAGAGAAGGAGCAUGUGGAGAUCUCUGAGGCCUCAAUGGAGGGAGAAAGGAAGAAAUUUCAGGUAGAAACGGCAGCGAUAGAGAGGAGAUUGUUAGAGAAUUAUGAGAAAGAGAAGGAGCUUUUGCAGCAGAGCCAUGAGGAGGAGCUGAAGGUCAGACUAGAGGAGGUGAAGGUGAUGUUUGACAAAGAGCGAGAGGACAUCGUUCAGAGACUGACAGACCAGUGGGAGAGAGAGCGCGCGCAGCUGGACGAGCACAACAACGAAGCUCUGCAGGUGCUGCUAGAAGAAGAGAUGAUGAGACUGGUCAGGGAGCAAGAGGAAAAGGAGGGCACCCUAAAGGAGCAGUGGGAGUGUGACCGAAAGCAGCUUCAGGAGACUCUGCUGCAGGAGAGAACCCUGAUCCUGGAGCAGUUUAAGGUGAAGGAGAAGCAGCUGAGGGAGGAGUGGGAGAAGGAGAGGCUGCAGCUGGAGGAGGAUUUUGAUGCCAUGCUCCAGGAGAGGCUGAAUGAGGAGAGGGAGAAGCUCGACAAUGAGAAGGAGCUGGAGGAGAAGAGGCUCCAAACGUUGAUAUCAGAGGAGAGGGCGCUUCUGGAGGAGAGCCACAGGGAGGCGGUGAAGGAGCUGAUGGCCAAGCACACAGAAGAGAGGGACGCUCUGAGCAGCACGUUGGAAAAACUACGAGAGGACAUCAUCCAGGAGAGAUCUGAGACGAGCCGUCUGGCCGAAGAAAACCUCAUCCUCAGGCAGAAGAUCACUGCGCUGAAGGAAGAGGACCUGAAAGAAGCCCAGGAAGAGCUCAUAAAAAAGUUGGAACACUUGAAGAAGGGGAAGAUCGCGGCUCAAAAGGCAGCAGAGAAUUUUAAGAAGCAGGUCACAGAGCUGCGUCUGCAGAGCCAGCAGCUGGAGGACGAGAACGGAAUUCUGUCAGAGAAAAACGCCCAAAACAUCGUCGACAUUGAGAAUCUGCGGCGGCAGCUGGCAGCGCUGAUGAAGGACGAGGAACAGGCUGAGGAGAGGAACAAGCUGGCAGCUUGUGUGUCUGCUCUGGAGGCAGAGCUAACCAAAGCUUUGGAGGACGCCGCAGAGCUGGAGGAGAGGAACAGCCAGCUGUCAGAGCAGCUCUCUGGGCUCAGAGAGAAGAACCACAUUUUGGAGGUGGCCCUGCAGUCGAGCGGCCUCCAGAACACGAAGCUGUUCAGAGAUGAGAUGUCUCGUCUGAUGGAGCAGGAUCAGCUGCUGCUGAAGCAGGAGAACGAGCGUCUGCAGGCUGAAGUCCACAACGUUAAAGGAGACCUGCUGCAGUCCAAAGAGAAGAUCAGUGAGCUUGAUGCGACCAUCCUGUCCCUGAAGCAGAACAAAGACCAGAGUCUGUCCUCAGAGCUGCUGGAGGCCUUGGAGCAGGAGAACGCUGUUCUGAAGCGAGAGCUGGAGGCACAGCGGGAGCUCAACAAGGGCUGUGAGGCGGGGCACGGGCACGCACAGAUGGAGAGCCUUCAACAAGAAAAUGAAGCACUUAAAGCUCAAAUGGCUCGGCUGUCUUCACAGAUCAUGGAGUCGUUUCAGGCUCACUUGGUGGGACUUCUUCCUCCGUCUCCUCACAGGAUGCCCAGAGGGCAGCAUCGAGCUGAAGAUCCAGACAACAUGCAGGGGCCGAUGCCGGAGCAGCGGGCGGCUCACGCAGACAGCUACCGGCGGAUCGGUGGACUCUAACACCGGCGCCUUUCCCUGCUCUUUCCUCUCUGUCCGUCCUGCUCUUCCUCUGCUGUGUGUGGAGCCAAAAUCAGACAGUGGCGCAUCCUUUCUGCAUCCUUAUAGGAGAUGAUGAACUUUGACACGGAGCCUGAUUCAGAAGGCAUGAAUGUGUAGUUUUAUUCUCUGCUGCUAGGUGGCAGAAAAACACUGAAGACGAGAUUUUUCCCAAUGGGAUUUAGAUUUAAAGACUUUUCAAGUGGAGUGUAGCAUCUUUGAAAAGAGUACAGGGUUGUUUCUGGACUUUUCUGUGGAGUCUGAUCUCUUUUGCACUCUGUGCAUUAACGGUAACAAGCAGGGAAUGUUUUAAAUGCUUUUCCUCCAUUGUUCUAUGAUGCACUUGUAUCCAUGAUCAAUGUGUAAAACAGGGUUUAAACCAACAUCCUCAGAGGCUAAAUCAAAUGCAACAGCUUGCCUUAUCAUCAGGGAGUGUUAAAGGGCAGUUCCAUGUUUUUUUUGUUUUGUUUUGGGGUUUUUUGCACCAUUGCCCUUUUUUUAAACAUAUUUUGGGUCUGAAUUAUUUUUAAAAGCUUAAGGAUUUGGAAUCACUCUUGUAGAUUUAUGCACUAUUGGCUGCAACGUAAUCUUUCCCCAUUCAAGUGUGUCUACUAAAAGUUCUUGUAAUUGUCACUGAGAGGCUUAGAUUUUUCUUUAAAGUCUCAAAUAAUAUUAUAAUAAAGACCUCUGCAGAAAGAGAUCAAAUUGUUGUAGAACUUAAUUCCAUCAGCAUUAAAAAUCUGUCCCCAAAAAGCAAGAACAUACAAGAUAUUUAAGUUACAAUUAAAAUAUAGAGGAAUUACCUACAAGGAAAAGAAUCUACUUAAAAGUGGCAACAAUUUCAUAUUUAUCCAUUAGAAGCCAAAACGAGAUACAACCAAGAGUCAGUCUUCUUCGUUCUUCAUAAUAGUUUUUCUUUGUGGUUCUAAACUUUGCUGAUCCAAAGAGCCAAAUUAGUGAUAAAAUACCUUUGCAAGAGCCACAAAAAAACUGGUGGGUGUCUAUAUAAAUACAUAUAUCUUAGCUGUUCUCUUUCGUGCACAUCAGAUGGAAAUAUACAGACUAAAAUAUGGGUUGAUGAUUAAAUUUGACAAGUAAAGCCUAACGUAUAAAUGUGGGAAACAAACUGAUUGAUGUGACUUGCAAUGGAUCAUUUCUGAUGUCCCAUUUUUAUGGUUUUCUUGGACUGUUCUUCCUAGUAAGACUUAAAACAGCCACAAACAUUUCUCUUUUAUAAGCCACCAAACUCUGCUAACAGAAUCUGCAAUUUUACCUCGUAGAACGUCAGUGUUGCUUAUCAGCUGCUGCUUCAAUCUGUUGGUUUAUUUGUGCUUUAUCAUAUUUCACAAUUUUAUUUUUAGUUCCAAAUCUUAAAAGCUUAGCGCACUUCAGAAUCACACAACUACACAAAGAAACCCACGAGUUGUGGCAGUAGAAGCAGCAACGACUGUUCUACUUUAAAAAUGGCUUAAAUGGAGUCUGGCAGGUUAAAUUUAAGAGAUUUAAUGUUUAUGGUUUUAAAAAAUCUCUGAACAAACAGUCUCGUCUCUGUAGGGGUCCUUUUUGUAACGUCAUCUUAGGACUAAACUUUCUGAUAUUUUUCAACUAAUCAGAUUUUAGCAUCGGUGUUAGGAAAAAACUAAACGGUACCCAACUCUGCUUUUACAACCCACUGAAACAGGCCCAAAGACCCACUUUUGGGUCCACACCCACCAGUUGAGAACCACUGACCUACUCAACUUAACUUGGCUUUAUUGGUGUAACAUCUUACAUGCAUAAAAACUGCUUCACAAAGAAAAUGACUUUAAAAGUAGAUGAUAUAAUUAGAAAAUAAGUUGUUAUAUAAAUUAAAUAGAUGCAGCAAAAGACACAAAAAAAUCUAAAAUAAAAGAUAAACUGAUAAGAAUCAGUGUUAGUAAGACUAAAUCAAAACUAAAGAUUAAGCUGGAGGUAAAACAAAAGCCAAAACAUUUAAAUUAGGCUAAAAAUCACCCCAUAUAUUUGAGCCUUUCAGUGUUAAAAUAAAAAAUAUGAACUUUUUGCGCACUUACCUAAAGUGGGGAUGUGCUUUUUUAGUAAAAUAAACAUUUGAGAGUCAUUGGUAGUUCUAAAAAGCUCAUAUUUUCAGACUUAUCAGGAUUUUCAUUGUCUCUUAGCUUGACGCUAAUACAUAAUGGAAAUUUCCAUUAACAGGCUAACAGACUUAGCAUUAAGCCAUUACAGUGAUUUUAACCUAUGAAACAAUAUAUGUAUAAUAACUGAUGUUAAACAAAUCAGUCAUUUAGUAAAUCUUUUAUUUAAAAAUGUCCAGUUAAAAUGAUAGUUUCUUAAGUUAAGGGAAAUUAUUCCAGGUUUUUAGCACCUCUGCUGUCCGUUACACUACAGUCUGUUGUUUUUUUCCUUUCUUUUGUUGUGUGUUCCUGUCAGCAAUGGGCUAUAGAAAGCUCUUCAGUGUUCUUUGGAUGGUAAUUCCACUUUAUAACCACACACUGGUAAACAUACUAGGAAAAAAUAUUUAAAGAUGGAAUAAAAGUCUUAUUAAAACUCUGUAUUGUAUAUGCUAAUAACUAUUUGAAUGUAAGAACAUUGUUGUCCUUCAUGUAUUUGCCAGCAGGGGUUAUGUUUCAGCCGUUAUAGCCUGCUCUUAAGCUGCAAAGAAAUCUACUGGAGCGAUUCCAAACCUUUUCUUCAUUUAGACCCCUAAAUAUUUUUUAAAAAUGGGCCACAGUUUAAGAAUACCAGAAUUUUCCUUUAAACGGAGGCGGGAUUAGUGCCUAUCAGCCUUCUGGGCUGUUUCUAACAAUCAACCAGAUUCACCCUGUGAUUAUUGGGUGAUGUUUCUGCCAGUGUCCUGUCAGAGUUUUCUAGAAAAUCUCUAAAUGAAGGUACAAAUGUUCCUCUGUCUGUUUAUGUCUGUAUUUCUGACUCUGUGUAGUCGAAUGUUUUAAUAUUGAUGUUUUAUGUUUGUGACUGUGUGCUGCCGUUUCCUCUGCUGCUGCUGCUGCACAACCAAAGUCAAACAUCCUCUUGAAUAUUUUAUCUGAAAAAAAGCAAACGUCACAUUUUUUGAAUGUUUAUCUGGUAUUUAAGCCCAUAAUAUUUCUGUUAUCAUCAUUAGUGAGCCAUUGUAUCAUUUAUUAAGUUUGUGUCAUUUAGUGAGUCUCCUUUUUUGUUUCUUUUUGCACCAUGUAUAGAUUUUAUUUAUUUUGUUAUUUAUAGUAUUUGUUUUAUUUAUGCAUUAAAUUAUUAUUUUGUAGAGGUAUCUUGAAUCCAAGACAUCCUUUUAUACCUAUUUAUAUUUAUUUUUUUAGUAAUUAUCAUCUAAGGCAUGUAUCAGAAAGCAUUUUACUCUGACUAAAGAUCAAAUAAAGCUCUCAGCUCAUUUAAUCAA
Molecule: messenger RNA, 7752 nt
Organism: Cheilinus undulatus (humphead wrasse)
Lineage: Eukaryota; Metazoa; Chordata; Actinopteri; Labriformes; Labridae
Gene: nin
Product: ninein (GSK3B interacting protein)
Exons: 25
Coding region: 321-4325 (1334 amino acids)
Biological process (GO): centrosome localization; centrosome-templated microtubule nucleation; microtubule anchoring at centrosome
Cellular component (GO): centriole; ciliary transition fiber; pericentriolar material
Molecular function (GO): calcium ion binding
Source: RefSeq, a predicted model, not a curated record